AAUCUUGCGUUACGUGGAGUGACUCAGCAUUCCAAGUCAAGUGAGUUGUUUUGUUGACUGUGAGGUCCAUUCCCGUCCAAUUUAAAACCCUGUUCCAAAAUUCCACUUUGGUCCAUUUAUUGUGAGCAUGAAGAUGACUGUCCGCUUCACAAUUCUUUUAGUGGGUUUAAUUCUCCCACUCGUAGCAGUCAGCGCUUUGAAAUGCCAUCACUGCCUAAGCUCGUCAUCGCUGUAUGAUUGUGGAAAGUCAAGCGAAAAGAUUGAAUGUCCUGAAAUAGCAGACAAGUGCGCUAAUAUUUCCACUGAAGUCGAGGCUAGCGUUGGCUCCAUGAAAAGCUACUUCUACGGCUGUGCUACUAAGAAAAUGUGCGAUGAUGCCAGAGAACAACUUAAAGUGUGUCAGAACAUCAGUGGGGGAAGCUAUAAAGUCAAAUGCAACAUCACUUGCUGUAGUGGAGAUUAUUGCAGUCCAAUCGUUACUUCACAAAGUACCAUGCCACUUUCAGGACAGUUGUUCCUUCUUCCUACUAUAAUUUUCGCUCUCUCUUUCGUAUUUUAAAGACUAAUGAAUAGAAAGUGUUUUUUUGUGUAUCGAAUUUCCCUCACCAAUUGCUCUUUUCAUUUUUCAAAUUUCUAAUUCCAUUCGGACGAGAGGAGAAAGGGCUGACUCUCUAACUAGCCUCGUUGUUUAAGUUAUUCUUCAACUUUCUCGACGAAAUGAUAGAAAAGAUUUAUAAAUAUUGUACAACACACUAUUCUAAAAAAUUUGUGUUGUUGCUGUGAAACAUGAGCGUACACAUAUAGCACCAGCUUCCUUUUACCAGGUUGGAGAAAAACACUAGCUUUGAUAAAAUAAAUUCACGUGUCAAUGUUUUAUGA
Stylophora pistillata is the source of this 879-nucleotide messenger RNA. RefSeq lists its product as uncharacterized. The record is from RefSeq and is a predicted model, not a curated record. Lineage: Eukaryota; Metazoa; Cnidaria; Anthozoa; Scleractinia; Pocilloporidae.